UCCUGGGUUCUCUCCCCGGCUCUGGGAGGGGAGUGUCUCCUGCAUUGUGCGACACACGGGCUCCCCCCGCCCCCCAUCUCCUGUAGGGCGAGACCUCGGCCCCCUUCGCUGCCCCCCUGAGCCAGCCAGUCCCCGCCCUGGGGCCGGAAGGACGCUCACACACACAGACACCACUAGGGGGCAGCAAGUCCCCGCCCCCCCGCAUGUCACAAUGGUGUCUGCCGCCCCCUGCAGGACGCCCCGGGAACUGCAUCACAAAGCUCCAAGCCGGGGCUCCCCGCCUCCCCUCAGUCAGCUGUGCCGGCAGGGUGGGGGUCAGGGAUGCAGGGCCCGGCUCGCAGGCCCCCGGCCCCACCCCCUCUCCAAUGGGGGAGACCCACUGCCACGGGUGCCCCAUAACCGGCCCCUGCUGCCUGGACGUUCAGGACACGGUCAUCCUCCUGGUGGCGCUCAUCCUGGUGGUGGAGAUCGUCCUGAAGAUCGUAACAGUGAUCUGCUGCCGGCUCUGGAUGCUGCUCACGGGGCUCGGAGGCGCGUUUGUGCCCAAGGCACCAGCAUCCCCACUGCCCGACUCCCCCAUCCAGAAGCCCCGCUGCCCGCUGCACGACGCGAGCCCGAUCUCUCCCCAGGACCGGCGCCCCCCUGCCUGGUGGCUCCCCCUUCCUUGGCGCUGCCCGCUCUGCCGCUGGAAGGCCGUACGGCUCACCAUGGAUGUCAACCUGCACCGGGACCGGCCCCAGCACGACUACGAGGCCCCCUGGGACCCGGACGACACCGCUCGGCACCGCCACAAUGCCCCAGGGCCCUACCAUAACUGCACCUGCCCCCGGGCCUCAUCGGCCCCCUCCGCCCUGCCCCGAGAUGCCAGCCGCCGCAAGCUGCGCCCGGCCACCGUCUCCCGUGGCACUGAUGCCCGCCCGGCCCCCGGGGUCCGGUUCGGCCGCGCCAGCCGGGAGGAGCUCUCCUCGUCGGGCGGCGAGUCCCAGCGCCAGCGGCCCACCAAGGUCUACAUCUAUCCCGUCCACCCAGAGACUCCGCCCGCCAGCCGCGACCCCUCGCCCAGGCGCCGGGAGCUGCGCUGGAAGGAGGGCACGGGGAGGCCAGCCGGGGCACCGGGCAGAGCCGGGUCGCGGCCACCGACACCGCAGACCGGGCAGCGGAGAAGCAGGCGCCGCCCGGUGGCCGCACCCAGUACUACAAAGUGCAGGAGCCCUCCAUGCAGGAUUGGGUCUACCGGCCCGCCAAGGAGCCCCAGGGGAACCGAAACCAAGUGGGCUAAAGUGGGGCUCUCCCCCUCCCCCAGCUUGGAAAAUAAAGAGUAAAGCUACCUGGAA
Messenger RNA from Malaclemys terrapin pileata, 1334 nucleotides. RefSeq names its product translation initiation factor IF-2-like. The record is from RefSeq and is a predicted model, not a curated record. NCBI's taxonomy places the organism in Eukaryota, Metazoa, Chordata, Testudines, Emydidae. Bases 204 to 1322 code for a protein of 372 amino acids. The transcript has 3 exons.